CAUUCCACACGCAAUUCCUAUUAUAUUACACAAAUCUCUCUGACUCCUCUUUCCUCUGGGGAUCUUCGCUUUCCGCAAGAUCUCUCUCUCUUCCCAUUUCUCCUUUCUUAGAUCUCAUUACUUCACCCCUGUACCUUCAAAUCCCAGUAAGGCUGCGGUUAGAUCCCCAUUUCCAUCCUCUUGAUCUCCUUUUUUUCCUUUCCGAUCUACUUUCCGGAGGAAAACUGACCCCUUUUAAUUUCUCCUGCUUUCUCUGUCGUCAAACACAGACUUAGGCAAUCGGCUUCACCUCCACUUGUUUCUUAUCAUGGGGUUUCGGUCUUUCCUUAUUCUUCUCUCGUUCUUCCUACUGCUGGCUCUUCCCUACGUAGCUGCUAAGGAUUCUGAGGUGGCAAAUGAAAAGGAAGAAUCAACUGUACCGCUCAAGGAUCUCGGCCGCCGUGGCAUGAUAGUUACCGGUGACCUUGACGUAAAUUCUGUUGGUCUUGGUCUUCAAGUCGACUCUGGUCUUGGGAUUUUUGAUGCCUUUAUUGCGAGCUUGUCCAUGAUUAUUGUCAGUGAGAUUGGGGAUGAGACUUUUAUAAUAGCAGCUCUUAUGGCAAUGCGCCACCCCAAGUCAAUUGUUUUGUCUGGUGCCCUCAGUGCCUUGAUUGUUAUGACAGUACUUUCUACUGGACUAGGACGGAUUGUACCAAAUUUGAUAUCAAGAAAGCAUACAAAUAGUGCGGCUACAGUCCUUUAUGCAUUUUUUGGGCUACGAUUACUUUACAUUGCCUGGAGAUCAGAUUCAAAAUCAUCCCAGAAAAAAGAAAUGGAAGAAGUAGAGGAAAAGCUUGAAGCGGGGCAAGGGAAAACAACUUUCCGCCGCUUCUUUUCUAGAUUUUGUACACCAAUAUUUUUGGAGUCAUUUAUAUUAACUUUUCUAGCUGAGUGGGGAGAUCGCAGCCAGAUUGCAACAAUUGCUCUGGCAACCCACAAAAAUGCAAUUGGUGUAGCCGUGGGGGCUACAUUGGGACACACUGUAUGUACUUCCCUGGCAGUAGUGGGAGGAAGCAUGCUAGCAUCUAAGAUCUCGCAAGGGACAGUUGCAAUGAUCGGAGGCUUGCUUUUCCUUGGCUUUUCAUUGUCUUCUUAUUUCUAUCCUCCUCUAUAUCAUCAAUCCUUAUCUUCUGGCUACUCUCAUCACGAGACACAAGCAGAGCUACUACAUGCUUAUGUCAUCAAGAAUGGCUCUCUUCAAAAUCUGGCUAUCAGUAACUAUCUUUUGAACCUCUAUGUGAAAAAGUGUCAGAAUUUGUAUCAUGCCCACCAGCUGUUCAAUGAAAUUCUUACAAGAGACAUUCGCACGUGGACUAUUCUGAUAUCGGGUUUUGCUCAGUAUGAGGAUUUUAAGAUGGUUUUGUAUUUGUUUAGAAAAAUGCAAAGCGAGGGUAUUUGUCCUAAUCAUUUCACCUUAUCUAGCGUGUUCAAAUGCUGCUCUACUUUGUGCGAGUUAAGAAAUGGGAAGGCGAUACAUGGGUGGAUAUUGACAAAUGAGAUUGGGUUGGAUGUUAUCUUGGUGAAUUCUGUUCUUGAUCUUUAUGUGAAAUGUGGUGCUUUGGAUUAUGCAAAAAGAUUAUUCAAGUCAGUGGAGGAGAUAGAUACUGUGUCCUGGAAUAUAAUGAUCAGUGCAUAUUUGCAUAUAGGAGAUGUGGAAAGAGCCCUUGAUUUGUUCCAUGGUUUGAACUCCAAAGAUGUUACAAGUUGGAACACGAUCAUAGACGGGCUAAUGAAAAAUGGAUUCGAAAGAACUUCAUUAGAAUUGCUUUACAAGAUGUUGGAAAGUGGGCAUAUGUUCAAUGCAGUUACUUUUUCUAUAGCAUUGAAUUUGGUUUCAUGUUUAUCGCUUUUGGAGCUGGGUAAACAGAUUCAUGGGCAGGUUCUAAGACUUGUUCUUCACAAUAAUGGGUUUAUAAGGAAUUCACUUUUGGGUAUGUAUUGCAAAUGCGGGAAAAUGGAAGAGGCAUCCAUGACACUUAGAACAAUUCCUGUGAGGAUUUCUUGUGAUGAUUCGUUAGCAGAUGUUGUCUCAUGGAGUUCAAUGAUUUCUGGAUAUGUUAGGAACGGCGAGUAUGAAAUUGCAUUUCAAACAUUCAGGUUUAUGGUCAAUGAACAUGUUGUGGUGGACAAAUUUACACUCACAAGCAUUGUCUCUGCUUGCGCAAGCAAAGGAAUUCUAGAAUUAGGAAUGCAGGUCCACGCACACAUUCAGAAAAUUGGGCAUAAAGUGGAUGCUCAUUUAUAUUCCUCGUUAAUUGAUAUGUAUGCUAAAUGUGGAAGCCUGAAUGAUGCUAUAAAGAUAUUUAAACAAAUUAAUGAUCUGAAUGUUGUGCUGUGGACAUCAAUGAUAUCUGGGUUUGGUUUGCAUGGACAAGGGCAUGAGGCUAUUGAACUCUUUGAGUGCAUGAUGAAUGAGGGAAUUAUACCAAAUGAGAUUACAUUUAUUGGUGUUUUAAUUGCUUGUAACCAUGCAGGGUUGCUUGAAGAAGGCUGUAAAUAUUUCGAGUUGAUGCAAAAAGUUUAUGGUAUCAAGCCUGAUUUUGAACACUAUACUUGUAUGGUAGAUCUUUAUGGUCGAUCUGGUCGCUUGAACGAGGCAAAAGAGUUCAUUCAGGAGAAUGGUAUAUCCCACGUGAGUGCAGUUUUGAAGUCAUUUCUGUCUUCUUGCAGACUUCACAAAAAUGUGGAAAUGGGAAACUGGGCAUCUGAGAGACUAUUGAAGCUCGAACAAUCUGAUGCAGGUUCCUAUAUUUUGUUGUCAAACAUGUAUUCUACAGAUCAUAGAUGGGAAGAGGCAGCUAAUGUGAGGAGUUCAAUGCAGCAGAGAAAAGCUAACAAACUGCCAGGACUGUCUUGGAUCCAAUUAAAGAAUCAGGUUCAUAAUUUCAAUUGAGCAGAUCAGUGGGUUCUCUCUCACUGAUCCCCUUCUUUCAUCCCUUCCCUUUGUUGCUUAAGCAAAUAGGUCUGGAAGGGUAGAAACACCCAACAAAAGGAUCUCUUCAAAAAUCCUACCUUUGAUAUUCGUUUAGAUAUCCCUGUAACUAGUUACAGAGGGGGACCAUAACUAUAUUCAUACUUGGAGAAGCUCACCGGUGAGCGAAGUCAGAGCUUCUUGUGUAGACGAUCCUGCAGGUCAUCAGUUAGCUGGAACAGUGACUGAGGUUGGCACAGUAAAUUCGAUGGGGAAGCAAUUGGAUUUGCAUGAGAUCUUUGUUCAAUUCCAAACUUGUUAUUCUCCUUUUUCUGUUCUUGAAUAUCAGAAGUCAAAUUAGCAUUAUAUGCUUUUUUCCAUGUUAAUGAAUGCUUUUCCGUGUUCACUAUAUGCAAUAGAAAGGAAAAAAAGCUGUAUCCCAAGGGUCCUAGCAAACCUUCUUAUCACUCAUUCUCUCUGAGAUUUUGAUCUGAUUUGCUCUUUUUCAGGGAUAACACCAUGAAAUUUGUGAUCCUCUUGGGAGGUAAGGGGUUAUUGUCGAUCACCAGCCUGUGUCUUUGAAUCAAUUGAAGGCCUGAGGCACGCUUGUUUGCCUUGGUGUUGAUAUUUAGUGUUCUUGUCUCCACAUAAGGAGGGAAGAAGCAUAUGAUAGCAGCCAAUUUCCUGAUUCAGAAGUUUGAUCUAGGAUUUACUCAUCAUGGGUGUUAUAGGUCCUUUUCUUCUAACGGUGAGGAAAGAAAAUUCAAAUUUAGCAAACUGUUUUCUUUGCAUGAAGGACAUUAUUCUGAUUAGAGGCCUAUAUUGCACAGAACAGUAACUCUUCUCUUUUAUUAUUUGUUAUGCAAUAUCCUAAAAUUUUUUAUUCCUCUGCGGUGGUCGCAAAUGGCGAUAUCUCCUUAGGAUUGCUGUUUGAGAUAUAUGAAUUGGUUUCUCUAGGAUAGCUGAUGUAUGAUUGAUGGAAAAGAAAAUAAGAUGUUGGGAAGGAAAGCGCUAACUAUAGAUGGGGAUGUAAUGCAGCUCUGAUUUUCAUUAAGGAUUAGCAAGGCAUAACCAAAUAAUGAGGUCGGUAGUUGAAAACUUUACCAGAAAUGCAAGAAUUUUCUGGAUCCCUGACUCAAGAAACUUACCUACAAAGUUGUUUAUUCUCUUAAGGUUAAAUUCCUUAUACUUGAGUAGACCUGAAUUUUUGCCAAUAGAUAAAAUAAGGAAAGGGAAAAAGAAAGAAAUUGUCCUGCUCACCCUACUUGUUUUAGAAUUGAAGGAAAACAGAGAAUGGAUAGAAAGUGAAGUGAUCUUGGAAGUAUAAUUUGAUUUCUUCUUGCUUUUCUUUUCACCUUGAGCUCCAAUUCUCCUUUUUUUUUUUUCCCUUCUAAUGAUUGCAGGUUAAUUUAGCAGUCCGUUUCUGCCUAAGCUGGGAUUUUGUGCUGAGAAUAACUGCUGUUAAAGAUGUAGAGAGAAGUAAUUACAUCAUGUAUGCUGCACAAGGAGAUCUAGAUCAUCAUUUGUAUCCAUAGAAAAGGAGAUUGAGGAUAUGAAAUGCUAUCAUUCCUGCAAUUUGAAAUGAACCGUUAACGUUUUCCCCCAUUGUAAGGGGUUUGGAUGCUGGAGCUGGACCAAUUUAAUAUUG
Molecule: messenger RNA, 4598 nt
Organism: Manihot esculenta (cassava)
Lineage: Eukaryota; Viridiplantae; Streptophyta; Magnoliopsida; Malpighiales; Euphorbiaceae
Product: pentatricopeptide repeat-containing protein At2g13600
Exons: 10
Coding region: 308-2932 (874 amino acids)
Biological process (GO): RNA modification
Molecular function (GO): protein binding; RNA binding
Source: RefSeq, a predicted model, not a curated record